Molecule: messenger RNA, 2220 nt
Organism: Aureobasidium musti
Lineage: Eukaryota; Fungi; Ascomycota; Dothideomycetes; Dothideales; Saccotheciaceae
Source: the annotation of a GenBank genome assembly
AUGCCAGCUCAAGGCAAAGCAAAGGGCAGUCGCCGCAAUGAAGGCGCUUCCUCUUCUGCUGCAGCGAGUAUGUNNGACCCUCGUUUCGCAUCCAUGACCACAGAUCCCCGUUUCCGCCUUCCCUCAGCACGACACAGCAAAGUAGGCGUCGACAAGCGCUUCACCCGCAUGUUCAAAGACGACGACUUCUCAAAGAAAGCGACUGUCGACAAGUACGGACGCAAGGUUGCCAAGAGCAAUGCAAAGAAAGAGUUGGAACGCUUUUACAAGAUUGAAGAUGCAGAUGAGGAGGAAGAGGAGGAGUCAGAGGAAGAGAUGGGAAAGGCACAGAAGGUCAAGGCUAAGAAGAGCAAGAAGCCUGUCAGAGAGGUUGUGGGAAGCGAUGAGGAGAGUGAAGAGGAGGAUAUUGCUGAUGACGACGAGAUCGAAGCUGAACUCAAGAGAUUGGAUGGCAGAGUCAGGGAUCCGGCAAGAGAAGGAGGAUUCUCGUCUUCCGAGGACGAUAGCAGCUCCGAGGAUGACAGCGAAGAGGAGGAAGAGGUUGAAGAGGAUGCAGUAGAGUUCCCUAACGAGGGAGCUGCUGAUGUGCCUCUUGGUGACGUCUCGUCUCGUCUGGCUGUCGUCAACCUCGACUGGGACAACAUCCGCGCAGAGGAUCUUAUGGCCGUCGCACAGAGUUUCGCUGCCACUGGCCGCGUUUCCAAGGUUGUUGUAUACCCCAGCGAGUUCGGCAAGGAGCGCAUGCAAAAGGAAGAGCUCGAAGGCCCACCAAGAGACAUUUUCGCUAGCGCCACAAAGGAAAUCGAUGAGGACGAAGACAGCGAUGACGAGGAAGAGAGAAUCAAGAAGGAGCUGUUGAAGGGAGACACAGGCGAAGAAUUCGACUCUGCAAAACUGCGUCAAUACCAACUGGAUCGUCUAAAGUACUACUACGCCGUCAUCACCUGCGACUCCAAGGAAACAGCAAAAUCUCUCUACGAUGGUAUGGACGGCCGCGAAUACCUCUCUACAGCAAACUUCUUCGAUCUGCGAUUCGUCCCUGAUGAUGUCGACUUUGACACCGACACUCCUCGCGAUGAAUGCACAAAGAUUCCUGCAGGCUACAAGCCAAAUGAAUUCGUCACAGAUGCCCUUACCCACAGCAAAGUACGCUUGACAUGGGACGCCGACGACACAACAAGAAAAGAAGUCCAGAAACGUGCCUUCUCACGCGCCGAAAUCGACGAGAACGACUUGCAAGCCUACAUCGGCAGCGACAGCAGCNGACGACGAAGAAAACGACACCGGCAUGACAAAAGCAGAACUCCAAAGACAAAGAUGCGUGCUGCACUGGGCUUGUCCACAGAGGCAGCAAAGACAAAGUCCAAAGACGAUGGCCCGGUAGGAGAUAUGCAAAUCACUUUUACUUCUGGUCUGUCCAAUGCCGCAGCAAAGUCCAACGGUGUCUUUGAGAACGAGCCCAUUAUUGAAGAAACCACACGCGAGAAAUACAUCCGCNAAGGAAAAGAACGCAAAGCCCGUCGUAAGGAGAAGAUGAAGGCCGCCCGUAAUGGUGGUGAGACUGCAGAAGCAGGUUCCGACGACGAUGCCAUUACAGAGACGAAACCUACAAAGGAAUCAGCAGCACCACCAGCAGACGAGGAAGACCCUUUCAACGACCCUUUCUUCAACGACACAGCAACAGCCCAAAAGGCAGAAAAACUCGCCCGCAAAGCCGACCGCCAAAAGAAGCGCGAGGCCCGUGAAGCAGCAGACGCAGCCAAUGCCGCCAAACGUGCCGAAUUGGAACUGUUGAUGGUAGACGAAAACACCGCUUCCGAAAACAUCCGCCAUUUCAACAUGAACGAGAUCGCCAAAGCCGAAAAAACCCUCAAGAAGAAAUCAAAGAACAACAAGAAAGCCAAGGAUGCGGCGGAAGUGUUGCAACAAGAUGAUUUCAGUAUGGAGACUCAAGAUCCGAGAUUUGCUAAGUUGUUUGAGAGUCAUGAGUUUGCUAUCGAUCCUACGAAUCCGAGGUUCAAGGGUACGCAGGGUAUGAAGGCGCUGUUGGAAGAGGGAAGAAGGAAGAGAAAAGGAAGAAGUGAUGAGGNNGAUGGUGAGAGGGCCGAUGCACCGCCGGUUGAGAAGAGGGAGAAGAAGGCAAAGACUGAGGCUUCCUCUGGUGGUGAAGAUUUGAACUCAUUGCUUGCGAGGGUGAAGGCAAAGACCAAGGCUAGAUAG